UGGACUUGGACUCAGACACAGGGCCACUCGGGGAGAAGAGCAUAUAAAGGAGCUGUCUGCUGCCUGAAGGCAGAAAGAGUGUCCACCGGCCAGCAGCCUUCAGCCGGGACCCUGUCUCCUCCACGCCCCCAGCGCUUCAUCCUUGCCCUGUCUGGACCUGAACACCGAGUGCAGUCCACGCCGGCCUUCCAGCGUACCAGGGCCGCAGCAGGAGGCAGGAUGCUCUGGAGGCUGGUCCUGCUGGCCCUGUGUGUGUGGCCGCGUGCUCAAGCCGCCGACCCGGACGCGGAGGCGACCUUCGACCUCUUCAGCCUCAGCAACAUCAACCGGAAGACCAUCGGCGCCAAGCAGUUCCGGGGGCCCGAGCCCGGCGCGCCCGCCUACCGCUUCGUCCGCUUCGACUACAUCCCCCCGGUGAGCGCGGACGGGCUGGGCCGGAUCCUGGAGGCCAUGCGGCGGAAGGACGGCUUCUUCCUGGCGGCGCAGCUGAAGCAGGACCCGCGGUCCCGCGGCACGCUGCUGGCCCUGGAGGGCCCCGGCGCGGCGGGGCGGCGCUUCGCGCUCGUGUCGGACGGGCCGCGCGACGCGCUGGACCUGGCCUUCCGCGCGGGCGGCGCGCAGCACGUGCUCUCGCUGGAGGACGUGGGCCUGGCCGACGCGCGCUGGAAGAACGUCACCGUGCAGGUGGCCGGCGACGCCUUCAGCCUGUACGUGGGCUGCGACCUGGUGGACAGCGUCGCCCUGGACGAGCCCUUCUACGAGCAGCUGCCCGCCGACGGCAGCCGCAUGUACGUGGCCCGCGGCGCCUCGCGGGAGAGCCACUUCAGGGGUUUGCUGCAGAAUGUCCACUUAGUGUUUGAAAACUCCGUGGAAGAGGUUCUAAGCAGGAAAGGCUGCCACCGAGGCCUGGGAGCUGAAGCCAAUGCUAUCAGUGAGCACACGGAGACACUGCACCUGAGCCCUCACCUCACCACGGACUUUGUCGGCCAUGGUGUGCAGAAGAGGCCUGAGGUGUGCACACACUCCUGUGAGGAGCUGAGCAACAUGAUGAACGAGCUUUCUGGGCUGCAUCUGAUGGUGAACCAGCUCAGCAAGAACCUGGAGAGAGUGUCGGAUGACAACCAGUUUCUCCUGGAGCUUAUCGGUGGUCCCCUGAAGACCAGGAACAUGUCAGGCUGCUUACAGGAUGGUCGGUUCUUUGCAGAAAAUGAAACCUGGGUGAUAGACAGCUGUACGUCAUGCACCUGCAAGAAAUUUAAAACCAUCUGCCACCAAAUCUCAUGCCCACCAGCAAACUGCGCCACCCCAUCCUUCAUUGAAGGCGAAUGCUGCCCUUCCUGUUCUCACUCGGGCGCGGGCGAGGAGGGCUGGUCUCCGUGGGCCGAGUGGACGCAGUGCUCCGUCACCUGCGGCUCCGGCACGCAGCAGCGGGGCCGGUCCUGCGAUGUCACCAGCAACACCUGCCGGGGCGCCUCCAUCCAGACGCGGGCCUGCGCCCUGGACAAGUGUGACACCCGCAUCCGUCAGAACGGCGGCUGGAGCCACUGGUCGCCGUGGUCCUCGUGCUCAGCGACCUGCGGCGAGGGCAACGUCACUCGCAUCCGCCUCUGCAAUUCACCCGUGCCCCAGAUGGGCGGCAGGAGCUGCAAGGGCAGUGGCCGGGAGACCAAGCCCUGCCAGGGCACGCCGUGCCCCGUCGACGGCCGCUGGAGCCCCUGGUCUCCAUGGUCAGCCUGCACGGUCACCUGUGCGGGAGGAAUCCGGGAGCGGGCCAGGGUCUGCAACAGCCCUGAGCCCCAGCACGGCGGGAGGGACUGCGUGGGAGACAUGAAGGAGCACCAGAUGUGCAACAAGAGGAGCUGCCCCAUAGAUGGCUGCUUGUCCAACCCCUGCUUUCCUGGAGCAGAGUGCAACAGCUUUCCUGAUGGCUCGUGGUCCUGCGGCUCCUGCCCUGCGGGCUUCCUAGGCAAUGGCACUCACUGCGAGGACCUGGAUGAGUGUGCUGUGGUCACGGAUAUUUGCUUCUCUACCAGCAAAGCUUCCCGCUGCGUCAACACCCUGCCCGGCUUCCACUGUCUGCCCUGCCCCCCACGCUACAAGGGGAGCCAGCCCUUCGGGGUUGGCCUGGAGGCUGCCAGGACAGAAAAGCAGGUGUGUGAACCUGAAAACCCAUGCAAGGACAAGACUCACAACUGCCACAAGCAUGCAGAGUGCAUCUACCUGGGUCACUUCAGCGAUCCUAUGUUCAAGUGUGAGUGCCAGACAGGCUACGCAGGCGAUGGGCUCAUCUGCGGGGAGGACUCGGACCUGGAUGGCUGGCCCAACAACAACCUGGUGUGUGCCACCAACGCUACCUACCACUGCAUCAAGGAUAACUGUCCCCGGCUGCCCAACUCCGGGCAGGAGGAUUUCGACAAGGAUGGAAUUGGUGAUGCCUGUGAUGAGGACGAUGACAACGACGGCGUGAGCGACGAGAAGGACAACUGCCAGCUCCUCUUCAACCCCCGCCAGUUUGACUAUGACAAGGAUGAGGUUGGGGACCGCUGUGACAACUGUCCCUACGUGCACAACCCCGCGCAGAUCGACACCGACAACAACGGUGAAGGCGACGCCUGCUCGGUGGACAUAGACGGGGACGAUGUUUUCAAUGAAAGAGACAACUGUCCUUAUGUCUAUAAUACGGACCAGAGGGACACCGACGGCGAUGGCGUUGGGGACCACUGUGACAACUGCCCGCUGAUGCACAACCCAGACCAGACAGACGCGGACAAUGACCUCGUCGGGGACCAGUGCGACAACAAUGAGGACAUAGACGAUGACGGUCACCAGAACAACCAGGACAACUGCCCCUACAUCUCCAACGCCAACCAGGCCGACCACGACGACGACGGCCAGGGCGACGCCUGCGACUCCGACGACGACAACGACGGCGUCCCCGACGACAGGGACAACUGCCGGCUGGUGUUCAACCCGGGCCAGGAGGACGCCGACGGUGACGGGCGGGGUGAUAUCUGCAAGGAGGAUUUUGACAAUGACAGCGUCCCUGACAUCGAUGACGUGUGCCCGGAGAACAACGCCAUCAGUGAGACAGACUUCAGGAACUUCCAGAUGGUCCCCCUGGACCCGAAGGGAACCACACAGAUCGAUCCCAACUGGGUCAUUCGCCACCAGGGAAAGGAGCUGGUCCAGACGGCGAACUCAGACCCGGGCAUUGCUGUAGGUUUUGAUGAGUUUGGGUCUGUGGACUUCAGCGGCACAUUCUACGUCAACACUGACCGGGACGACGACUACGCUGGCUUCGUCUUUGGCUAUCAGUCCAGCAGCCGCUUCUAUGUGGUAAUGUGGAAGCAGGUCACGCAGACCUACUGGGAAGACCAGCCCAGCAGGGCCUACGGCUACUCGGGGGUGUCCCUCAAGGUGGUGAACUCCACGACCGGCGCGGGAGAGCACCUGCGCAAUGCCCUGUGGCACACGGGGAACACGGAGGGGCAGGUGCGCACACUGUGGCAUGACCCCAAAAACAUCGGCUGGAAAGACUACACUGCCUACAGGUGGCAUCUGAUCCACAGGCCCAAGACUGGCUACAUGAGGGUCCUGGUGCACGAGGGAAAGCAGGUCAUGGCGGACUCAGGACCAAUCUAUGACCACACCUAUGCCGGUGGACGUUUGGGUCUCUUUGUCUUCUCUCAAGAAAUGGUGUACUUCUCUGACCUCAAGUAUGAAUGCAGAGAUGUCUAGACAAUGUACUGCAAAUGCUAUUUUCUAGAGAAGUCAGCACUUGCAGCUUCUCUCUCUCUAGUGGCAUUUCCUGUUCCUUGACUUUAAUCCUGAGUGGUUUUUCGCCUCCUUCAUCAACCCGAAGCCCAAGUGCCUAAAGAGGAAGAACACUAAUGAAAUCAAAAGAUGAACCUCUAACUCACUACAGGAAAACAGUUCUAUGAUGCAUAAGACUUUGGUGGAGUGAAAAUUGAGCAUGAUAUUGCAUUGCUUUCUUUUGUGUGUUUAAAAAGAAUGACGUUUACAUAUAAAAUGUAAUUACUUACUGUAUUUAUGUGUAUAUGGAGUAGAAGGGAAUAUUGUGUGUGCAUAAGCCAUUUUCAUAAAUUAAGCAUGAAAAAUAUUGCUCAACUAUGUUCCGUGCUUAAUGUUUUCACUGUUCUUGGAUUAGAGUUGUUCUACAAUGACAAACCCUCCCAGGUCAUUUGCAAAAAAGGGUUAAUUCAGUCAGGUUUGAAAUAAGGCCACAGCAAUAUGAGAUUGUGGACCCAUGAGCAAAUGAUGUAAGACAUUGAUAAUUGGAACAUUGGAAAUAAUUAGACAAAUACUCUCCUUUUUCCUCUUGUCCAAUGGUUGAAGCUCUCAGAGUUGAUAGCAACAAAGCAUAUUCCUGCUGAAUGGACCUCCACCUGUAUGCCUGGGUAUGAGCUAGGGGCCCCUGCUGGGUCCAUGGGUUGCAGAUAGGCAGAUGAGUGAGACAGUGUACUUUGCACCUAGUUCCUGUUCUAGCUUCUGCUUCCUGUUCUAGCCUUCCUGUUCUUGUCUACUUCCUGUUCUAGGCUUUGGGAACUGCAGGAAACUUGCUGUUACCUAGUCUGGUAACACAUCUCAUUAAGGUUCCAGGUAUAAAUGUUUGUUAAUAUUUAUUGAAUGAAUAUAGAAUGCAGCUCUCUACUCGAUAACUUAUUUGAAAUGAAUGCCAAGUAACACAUAUAUAGUAUAAAUUCUGGGAUUAAACAUCUAAUAAAGAUGAAAUAAUAUGGAGAUACAGUUGCAGAAAUAUCUGUGGGUUGAAUAUAAGGCUUUAUAAUAUGUUUUGAAAAAGUGUGCUGUAAGAUAUAAUGAAGUAAAUAAAUAGUAAUGAAGAAUUUGUAAUGGAACCUUAA
This is a messenger RNA of Perognathus longimembris pacificus (Pacific pocket mouse), 4883 nucleotides long. Its product is annotated as thrombospondin-2. The coding region runs from base 220 to 3738 and encodes 1172 amino acids. Gene Ontology annotation, biological process: cell adhesion; negative regulation of angiogenesis. The record is from RefSeq and is a predicted model, not a curated record. Gene Ontology annotation, molecular function: protein binding; calcium ion binding. Gene Ontology annotation, cellular component: extracellular region. Lineage: Eukaryota; Metazoa; Chordata; Mammalia; Rodentia; Heteromyidae. The transcript has 23 exons.